UUCCCCCCAUUAUCAUCUUCAAUCUCCGAUUGUCCCAUUCCAAACCUUUUCAAUUUUUGCCAUUCAGGUCAUCAACACCACCUACUAAGCUAUGAACGGAAUCGGUGGAGAUGGCCGGCGGCGUGACCGGAGAGACGCGAGGAUUUCGAAGAAACAGAAGCUCAUUCUUAAUGCCGAGGAGCUACUUGAGUCCAAGCUAGGCUUCGAUCUCUUCACUGAAGGUGAUAAGCGCCUAGGCUGGCUCCUCACUUUCGCCUCAUCGUCUUGGGAGGAUCAGGAGACUCAUAAAGUGUACAGUUGUGUAGAUCUUUAUUUUGUUUGUCAGGAUGGUUCAACUUUUAAAGCAAAGUACAAAUUUCGGCCAUAUUUUUAUGUUGCCACCAAGAGUAAAAUGGAAAUAGAUGUUGAGGCACAUUUGAGAAGGCGGUAUGAAGCUCAAAUUGCUGACAUCGAAAUUAUAGAGAAGGAGGAUCUUGAUCUUAAAAACCAUCUAUCUGGCUUACAGAAAUCUUAUUUGAAGAUAUCUUUUGAUACUGUCCAACAAUUGAUGCAUGUGAAAAGUGACCUAAUGCACAUAGUUGAAAGGAAUCAAACAAAGUUUGAUGCUAUAGAAGCAUACGAGUCUAUCUUGACAGGAAAAAGCAAACAUUGGGCUCAAGAUUAUAUUGAUUGUAUAACUGAUCUUCGCGAGUAUGAUGUACCUUAUCAUGUUCGCUUUGCCAUUGACAAUGAUAUUAGGUCUGGGCAGUGGUAUGAUGUCAGUGUAAGUAGUUCUGGGAUUGUGCUAGAAAGGAGGGCGGAUCUCUUGCAACGUGCUGAAGUGCAUGUCUGUGCAUUUGAUAUUGAAACAACCAAGCUUCCUUUAAAAUUUCCAGAUGCUGAGUAUGAUUCAAUAAUGAUGAUUUCGUACAUGGUUGAUGGCCAAGGCUAUCUUAUUAUUAACAGAGAGUGUGUUGGGGAAGAUAUAGAAGAUAUAGAGUAUACCCCAAAACCAGAAUAUGAAGGGUACUUUAAAGUUACAAAUGUGAAAGAUGAGGAAGAGCUUCUUAGAACUUGGUUUGACCAUGUACAAGUUUUGAAGCCUGGUAUAUAUGUCACAUACAAUGGUGACUUCUUUGAUUGGCCAUUUCUGGAAAGGAGAGCAGCUCAUCAUGGCUUUAAUAUGAAAAAUGAGCUUGGAUUUCAGUGUGAUAAGAAUCAAGGGGAAUGCCGUGCUAAGUUUGCUUGUCACCUGGACUGUUUUGCAUGGGUAAAGCGUGAUAGUUAUCUACCACAGGGAAGUCAUGGUCUAAAGGCUGUUACAAAGGCCAAGUUGGGGUAUGAUCCACUGGAGGUCAAUCCAGAGGAUAUGGUUCUCUUUGCAAAGGAAAAGCCACAGAUGAUGGCUUCGUAUUCUGUUUCUGAUGCUGUUGCAACUUAUUACUUGUAUAUGACUUAUGUACACCCCUUCAUUUUCUCCCUUGCAACUAUAAUUCCAAUGCCACCAGACGAAGUAUUGCGUAAGGGAAGUGGGACUCUCUGUGAGAUGCUUCUUAUGGUCCAGGCAUAUAUGGCAAAUGUUAUCUGCCCAAAUAAACACCAAUCAGAUCCAGAGAAAUUCUACAAUAACCAACUCAUUGAGAGUGAGACAUACAUUGGUGGUCAUGUGGAAUGCCUAGAAAGUGGCGUUUUUAGAUCUGACCUUCCAACAAGUUUCAAACUCAAUCCAUCUGCUUAUGAGCAACUGAUGAACAAUCUUGAUCGGGAUCUACAGUAUGCCAUAAAAGUGGAGGGGAAAAUGGACCUGGAAAAUGUAACAAACUACAAUGAAGUGAAGAAUGCAAUCACUGAAAAGCUUAUGAAAUUGCGAGAUGAACCUAUACGUGAAGAAAACCCUCUCAUAUAUCAUCUUGAUGUAGCAGCUAUGUAUCCAAACAUCAUAUUGACUAAUAGGCUUCAGCCGCCAUCCAUAGUUACUGAUGAGGUAUGCACUGCUUGUGAUUUCAAUCGUCCUGGAAAAAAUUGUCUCCGGAAGCUUGAAUGGGUUUGGCGUGGGGAGACAUACAUGGCAAAGAGAAGCGAUUACUAUCAUUUAAAGAGGCAACUUGAGUCUGAGGUUGUUGAAGGAACUGAUGGUCAAUCACAAAAAUCUUUUCUUGACCUACCUAAAUUAGAGCAACAAGCAAAGCUGAAAGAGCGCUUAAAGAAAUAUUGCCAGAAGGCAUACAAAAGAGUUCUCAACAAACCAGUUACUGAACUCCGAGAAGCAGGAAUCUGCAUGCGUGAAAACUCUUUCUAUGUUGAUACAGUCCGCAGCUUUCGAGACAGGAGGUAUGAAUACAAAGGGCUUAAUAAAGUUUGGAAGGGGAAACUCUCAGAAGCAAAGGCUAGUGGAAAUUCUAUCAAGAUCCAAGAAGCACAGGAUAUGGUUGUCGUUUAUGAUUCACUACAGUUGGCUCACAAAUGUAUUCUGAAUUCCUUCUAUGGUUAUGUCAUGCGCAAGGGUGCAAGGUGGUACUCCAUGGAGAUGGCCGGAGUUGUCACUUAUACUGGAGCUAAAAUCAUUCAAAAUGCACGAUUACUGGUUGAAAAAAUUGGAAGACCUCUUGAGUUAGACACAGAUGGUAUUUGGUGUGCAUUACCAGGUUCAUUCCCUGAGAACUAUACCUUCAAAACAAAAGACCCAAAGAAGAAGCUGACAAUCUCAUAUCCUUGUGUCAUGCUUAAUGUUGAUGUGGCAAGGAAUAAUACUAAUGAUCAGUACCAGACUCUGACUGAUCCUGUCAAUAAGACAUACACAACCCACAGUGAAUGUUCAAUCGAAUUUGAAGUGGAUGGACCAUAUAAGGCCAUGAUUCUUCCAGCUUCCAAGGAAGAAGGAAUUUUGAUUAAGAAGCGUUAUGCAGUUUUCAAUGAUGAUGGAACACUUGCGGAGCUGAAAGGUUUUGAGAUCAAGCGUAGAGGUGAGCUGAAGCUCAUAAAAGUUUUCCAGGCUGAGCUCUUUGAUAAAUUCCUGCAUGGAUCCACACUAGAGGAAUGCUAUUCAUCUGUUGCUUCUGUUGCAAACCGUUGGCUUGACAUGCUUGAUAAUCAAGGGAAAGAUAUUGCUGAUAGCGAAUUGCUUGACUAUAUAUCAGAAUCAAGCACAAUGAGCAAGUCUUUAGCUGAUUAUGGUGAACAGAAGUCAUGUGCAGUGACCACAGCAAAACGUCUUGCCGAUUUUCUGGGGGAUGCAAUGGUUAAAGAUAAAGGAUUGCGUUGCCAGUAUAUUGUUGCAUGUGAGCCAAAGGGAACUCCGGUCAGCGAGCGGGCUGUUCCUGUUGCAAUAUUCGAAACUAAUACUGAAAUCAUGAAGUUUUAUGUAAAGAAGUGGUGCAAAAUUUCAUCAGAUGCUGGGAUCCGCUCUAUUAUUGAUUGGUCUUAUUAUAAACAAAGACUUAGUUCAGCAAUCCAAAAGAUAGUUACUAUCCCAGCUGCCAUGCAGAAGGUAUCAAAUCCUGUCCCAAGGGUGGCUCAUCCUGAUUGGCUGCAUAAAAAGGUUCGUGAAAAGGAAGACAAAUUUCGUCAACAAAAACUGAAUGAUAUCUUUAGUUCAGUGAACAGAGAUGACAUUGCCAAGCUGAAUUUUGAUUCUACUGCAAGUGGGGAAGCUCUGCAGAAUGUUGAAGAUAUAGAGGACUUCAGGAAGAAUAGUAAAUCUUCCCCGUUUGCACCUAGGCCUAUUGUUCAUUCUCAUGGAGUGAACAAGGGUCGUGGUUUAGUUAACUCUAGUGCUCAAGUAGAUUGCUCACUCAAUGAUCAUGGCAAAGAUGCAAAAGAUAUUGACAAGAAUGUAGAUUACCAAGGAUGGCUGCAAUCAAAGAAGAGAAAAUGGAAAGAGAUGCGUGAAAAUAGAAAACGACAAAGGUUUGAUAACUCGAAGACAUUAAACCACCUCAAUGGCGGUGGUGAAUUUCCUGAUGGCAUAGUCAACCGCAGACAACCUCAGAGUAGAACUGGGGUUAGCUCAUAUUUUGAGAGGCAUGAAUUAGCACUUAGACGCUGCCACUGGCAGAUAAUUCAGCUGGCACCAAGUUCUCAGAACGGCCAACUCUUUGCGUGGGUGGUUGUGGAAGGAGUUAUGCAUAAAAUUUCUGUCAAUAUCCCCAGAAUAUUUUAUCUCAACUCUAAAGCUUCUGUCACAGAAGAGUUUCCAGGACGAUGUGUCAAUAAAAUACUUCCUCAUGGACGCCGCAGCCACAAUUUGAUUGAGGUCAUAAUUGAUGAAGAUCAAUUCAAGGCAGAAAGCAAGAAAUUAGCAGCUCACCUUGCUGAUCCAGAAGUGGAGGGGAUCUAUGAAACAAAAGUUCCAUUGGAGUUCAAUGCUAUUGUUCAGAUUGGUUGUGUUUGUAAGGUGGAUAAAGCAGCUAAGAAGCGGAAUGCCCAGGAUGGCUGGAGUCUCUCUGAACUGCAAAUGAAGACUUCCACUGAGUGUCCAUAUUUGGAGCAGUCAAUCUCUUUCUUCUACUUGUAUCAUAGUGUGUCAGAUGGGCGAGCUGUUUAUGUUGGAUAUUUUCCUCCAUCCAAGACAAUUUCUGUUGUAGUUGUUAAUCCUUUUCAAAACAAGGAAUUAACACCCCAUAUACUUGAAAGGCUAUUCCGUGAGGCUUGCCAAACACUGUCUUCUCAUCCUCCGAUGGAAAAAGAAGGUAUCACUUUCAAGGUGGAAUAUGUUGGGUACAUCAAGGAUGCUGAAAGGAAUCUACAGAGACUGAUUAAUGAUUACAGAAAUCAGCAUCGUGGACCUGUAGUUGCUAUGAUCGAAUGCCCUAAUCCACAGUUAGUUAAGUCUGGCAUACGUGCUUUGGAUGAUUUCCCUUGUUUGACCAUCCCUUGCAAUGCACGUGAGAGUCAAUAUCAGGCUCUUGGUUGGCAAAUUGUUGCUGCAAAAAUAGGAAUGCAGAGAUGUGCAGCAUCAUCUCAGUGGCUGAAUGAGAGAAUUGCACUCUCGAGAUAUGCCCAUAUUCCAUUAGGAAACUUUGAAGUUGACUGGCUCAUCCAUACGGCAGAUAUAUUCUUUUCUAGAGCUCUCCGUGAUCAACAACAGAUUCUAUGGAUAUCUGAUAAUGGCAUCCCGGACUUGGGAGGCACACAUGAAGAAGCAUCUUCUUUUAUGGAUGAGGUCAAUCAGCCAGUUCUUAUUUACCCUGGUGCAUAUAGGAAAAUUACUAUUGAGCUUAAGCUUCUUCACCUGGCUGUCAAUGCUCUUUUGAAAAGCAAUCAAGUAAAUGAAAUGGAAGGAGGAACUCUAUUUGGAUUUGAGCAGGAUUUGAAUCCUAACAUACAUGUUGCUGAUGAGCAUUACUACUUGGAUGAGACUACGUCAAGUGCACCAGCAUUUCGUGUCCUCAAACAAUUGAUCCAAAGGUGUCUUGCAGAUGCAGUUACAUCAGGAAACAGAUUUGCUGAUAAAAUAUUGCAACAUAUGUACCGAUGGCUCUGCAGCCCCCAAUCACGACUGCAUGACUCAGCUCUCCACAAUAUGCUUUACAAGGUUAUGCAAAAAGUGUUUGCAUUGCUUGUAGCUGAACUUCGAAAGUUGGGUGCCAAAAUUGUAUUUGCUAGCUUCUCAAAGAUUAUAGUUGAUACAGGAAAGUCAGAUUUAUCUGCAGCCAAAGCUUACUGUGAUAAUGUAAUAAAAACUCUACAAACAAGAGACUUGUUUGAGUGGAUUGAGCUUGAACCAUCUCAGUUCUGGCAUUCCUUACUUUUUAUGGAUCAGUACAACUAUGGUGGAAUUCAAGCUAAAUUUAAUGGUGGCUCAUUAGAUGCUGAUUCAGAACUAAGUUCUGGAAAUGUGCAUGGUGAUUCUCAAGUAGACAUUGUAGCAAGCUGGAACACUGCAGAAAAUUUACCAAAGGAAAUACAGGAUCACUUCAUUUUAAUUGUUUCUGAAUUUAUGUAUCUACCAUGGAGAUAUUCACAAGAACAAGCUGCUGAACGAGCAUCCGCAAAGAAUGGAGAUUUAUGCACCCCAUCAAUCACAGCUGCACUUGCGGAAACAUUUGAUUUGCAGAUGGCAGAAUAUUUAAGGAAGAAGAUCCAAACUCACUUCACAGACAAACUUCUAAAAAUUGUCUGCGAUCCUAGUCUUCAAAUGAAGAGGGCUGGCAAAUCCCAACAGGAGAAUACAAACUCCCAACUUUUGAACAAUACCCAGCAGCAGCAGCAGGGGGAUCCGGCACUGGAGUUCAUUAAACAUGUGUGCGCUGUUUUGGUACUUGACCAGAAUGUUCAACAUGAAGUUCUUGUCAUGAGGAGAAACCUAUUGAAACUGGUUCGCGUGAAGGAAUUUGCUCCAGAGGCAGAGUUCCGCAAUCUGUCUCCCUCCUUUAUACUCCCAAAUGUCAUCUGCAGCUACUGCAAUGACUGCAGAGACCUCGACCUGUGUCGAGACCGAGCUUUACUUUCCCAGGAAUGGCGCUGUGCGGUCCCUUGGUGCGGGCAACCUUACGACCGCGAAGCAUUGGAAAACGCUCUUCUUCAGAUCGUGCGCCAAAGGGAACGACUGUACCAUCUUCAGGACCUGGUAUGCCUCAAAUGCAGUCAGGUUAAAGCCGCGCAUUUGUCCGAGCACUGUGCUUGUGCUGGAGCGUUCAGAUGCAAGGAAGACAUCUCAGAAUUCCGUAGUAAAAUAGAGGUGUUCUUCAACGUAGCCGUAAACCAAAGAUUUCAACUCCUCCAAGAAUGCACAUCAUGGAUCCUUGAAAUAACUUCAACGGUUUAAUACACCUAAUUUCCACAACAUUGAUACUCCUUGUGUAUAUAUAGAUUUAUAUAGAACGAGUACACAUGAUCACUAGGGUGAUUUUAAAGUUAUACGUAAAAAUAACGAUUGAAAUUGAUAUAUAUAUUUUUUUAAUGAAAGUAAUUAUCAGGCAGGUUUAUUGAAAA
This is a messenger RNA of Ipomoea triloba (trilobed morning glory), 6912 nucleotides long. RefSeq names its product DNA polymerase epsilon catalytic subunit A-like. Bases 92 to 6745 code for a protein of 2217 amino acids. Gene Ontology annotation, biological process: DNA replication; base-excision repair, gap-filling; nucleotide-excision repair, DNA gap filling. Gene Ontology annotation, molecular function: single-stranded DNA 3'-5' DNA exonuclease activity; zinc ion binding; DNA-directed DNA polymerase activity. The record is from RefSeq and is a predicted model, not a curated record. Lineage: Eukaryota; Viridiplantae; Streptophyta; Magnoliopsida; Solanales; Convolvulaceae. The transcript is spliced from 50 exons. Gene Ontology annotation, cellular component: epsilon DNA polymerase complex; nucleus.